This is a messenger RNA of Aspergillus lentulus, 1239 nucleotides long. The record is from RefSeq and is a predicted model, not a curated record. Lineage: Eukaryota; Fungi; Ascomycota; Eurotiomycetes; Eurotiales; Aspergillaceae.
AUGAACAACAACACCACCCCUUCGCCUAGUCCCGGCCCUGCGGCGAAGACUUCCGCCAGUCCCAAGCCCAAUGCCUCGGCAACGGCAGGUACCAAGAGAAAACGAAGCGCACCGGGGAAGUUCUAUGCUGUCAAGGCGGGCUAUCAGCCUGGCAUCUACUACGAAUGGAAUGACUGCUUGACUCAAGUGACGGGGUACAAGGGGGCGGUCUUUCAAGCUUUCCCGACCUACGAGGAAGCAACUGCUUUCCUUACAGGGACGCAGCUUCCAGGUGCCCGGGGUGCCGCUCCUUCGAGUUCGGAGCCAACAAGAUUCUACGGCAUCCAGCGAGGACGCGUCCCCGGUGUAUACACAGAUUGGGCCAAGGCGCAGGAACAGAUCAAAGGGUUUGCACGCCCUCGUUACAAGAAAUUCUCCACGCGAGAAGAGGCGGAGGAAUUCGUCAGAAUGGAGCAGGGAGCGGGAGCGGGAGCGGGAGCUACCUUUGCCGGAGGUACUGCUACGUCGCAGACAUUGCCCGGCCCACCAGGUCUUACGGAUGAGAUACCAAAGGACGAGCAGGGAAACAUCUUGGAACCGGGCACUGGUCCAUUACCGCCAGGUGCGGAGGAUGGAUUCGAUCCCAAUGUGCUUUUGGACCCGGCCACAGGAAAGGUGGUUUACAAAACCAAGGAGCAGAAGACCACAACCAAGACGAGGCCGAUUGGCCCUCCAGGGAUGUUGCGUAUCUACACAGACGGCAGUGCGCUGAAGAACGGUAGAGACACGGCAGCGGCAGGCGUCGGAGUCUUCUUUGGGCCCGGAGAUACAAGAAACGUCUCGGAACCACUAAGAGGCAACCGACAGACUAAUCAGCGUGCGGAACUUACUGCAAUUCUUCGAGCUCUGGACAUUGCUCCUCGGCAUCGGGACGUCACCAUCUUCACAGAUAGUCGUUAUGCGAUAGAUUGUGUGACUGUGUGGUUCAUCAAGUGGCGGAAGAAUAACUGGUUGACUGCAGACCAGAAGCCAGUCGAGAAUAAAGAUUUGAUCGAGUCGAUCUUGGUCAAGAUUGAGGAACGCAAUGAGCUCAAAGUCAAGACUCUAUUUGAAUGGGUCAAAGGACAUAACCGCGACCCGGGCAACGAAGCUGCUGACCGUCUUGCAGUUAGUGGCGCUCGAAGGGGAGUUUCGGAGAAAGCAGCAGCUCUGGAAGCAGCACGCGAUAUCCCGGAUGAGGUUCUUGACGAAGAAUUCUAG